CGUAAUAACUCAUCUCGUCGUCAAUCGUCUCGUGGUCAAUCCAGUUCGAUUUCUCGCCAACUUUUUUGGAAGAUAGAGUGGAGUAGGCCUUCUUCAGCAGCCGGAAGGACGAAGAUGGUGGGGACGACAGAGAUGAUAGUUCGGUACUAGCGGGAUUGAUUUUCCACGGCGUCAUUUUCCCGUCCGAAGUACUGGGACAAUGGGUUUCGGGAACUAUCGAUUCCGCACAAGUGCCAACUUCGUCGCUGUCGUCUGGCAAGUACGCCGAACUUGCGGUCGGCUUCAUCACCAUAGUCGUUGUAUAGUGCUCUCGGUGGGGCUCCUCGUGAAGAAGGUACGGAGACCGGCCGUGUCGACGGGUGUUCGCUCUGUGAAUGAAAUUAUCCAUGCUUCGGUCCUGGAUUUCCUCCCGCCUUAUCGAUUGGUCCGGUUGCAACGCAAACUUCGUGGGUGUGCAGUCGAUCUUGGCCCUUCUUUUUCUCCACAACAUAGUCAAGAGAUGCUUGGUCCACAUGAAAACAAAUACGAUGAUGGAAAACAUCAAUCGAACUAAUAAUGAGAUGGUGCUUCCCAAGAUGGAAGAUCGCAAUCCGACCUCUUCAUCGGCUUUCUUUUUCUGCAAGCGCGAGGCGGCCCCAGAGGUUGGUAUAGGUUUUGCGGACAUCACAGUUUGCUGGGAAUAACUCGUAGUCGAUACGACACUUUCGUCACAGGGAAGAAAUCUACCGAGGCUUCGCUGUGCCGAAUGCACCGAGCCUAGAUCGAAGGUACGCAGCGUACUCAUUGUAGCUACAAUAGCGAUGGGCAUUUCUGAUGCAUAUGAUGACGACGAAGAGAACAGUGAUUUCUUUCCUCUAAUUGCUCCAUCUUUUGCACCACCUUGUUGUGCAUUAGGCUUCGCAAAAUUGACAGAUCGAGUGCACGUAUUUUUGGUCAUUAAUUCUGGAACAGAAUCUGUUUCAGAAUAUUCAGAUCGUGAUGCAGAAUCCUCGUCGGAAUCCUCGACAAAAGAGGAUUCAUCUGAAAACAUAUCUGACUCUUCGUCACUCAUGCUGGCAUGAGUAGAAUGACUCGGCGUGGAGCGCUCGUCAGAACUUCUACUUCUUAAGCUCUCUUCCUCCUCCCCGGAAGACAGCGAGCGGCUCUCGUGUGAACUAGAUGAAUCCUCUGACACAAUUUCCGGUUCGUCACACAAUGAAGCCUGGAUUUCGUCGAAACCGUCGUAAUCAGCAUCGGCCAUGUCGUUAUCAGAGAGGGGUGACUUUUUCCGCACAGUAGUUCCAUGGUCUAUCGUAUCGACACGGUUGUUAUCCGACAAACCCUUGCAAUAGUCAUCAAACCCUUGCAUUUUGUAAAGGGAAGCUCGAUCACUUGCAUCGUCUUUAUUCUCGAUUUCAAACCGUUCUUUCUCCUUUGCUUCUCUCCUUGCUACCAGUUUUCCGGCUUUCGCCUUGGCUUCCAUUCGUUUUCUUUCUUCCUCGAACUUCUGUAAUUCCAAUGCCUCUUCUUUCGCUUUCGCCUCAGCGUCCUGUUUCUUCUUUUCCUCCUCGUAUUUCUUUCUUACUUCGGCCUCCAUCUUUUUCCUUUCCUCCACCAACUUGAGACGAGCUGCUUUCGCCUUUGCUUCCAUCCGUUCUCUCUCUUCCUCCAAUCUUUUCGCUUCUUUUGCUUUUUCUCCAGCUUCUAUCCGCUUUUUCUCUUCUUCUAGCCUCUCCUCCGCUUCUAUCUGCCUUCUUCUUUCCUCCUCCUUUCUCUUUUCUUCCAUUUCUUGCUCAUGCCUUUCUUCCUCAGCUCUUCUCUUCGCGUCGGCCUCAAGUCGUGCUUUCUCUUCCGCUUCUUGUUGCUUUCUUUGCUCUUCGAUCAUUCUCUCAACCUCCGCUUCUUCUGCUGCCCUUGUUUCUUCUUCAAGCCGUCUUCUUUCUUCUUCAAGUUUCACUGCUUUGUGCUCCCACGCUUCCAUUUGUUUUCUUUCUUCUUCAGAUUCUUCUUCGCGGCCGUUUUCAGCUGCAACACCAGGCGCAUCCAUAUUUGAACGAAGUGGUUCAUCAUCCGGUCCAAGAAUCUCAGCCAUCAUUUCCCCCCCUUCCUCGAACAUGACUUCUGGAGCAUCGAUAGAAGCUUUCUUUGCACCGUUGCGCUGGAACAACGCUUUAUCGCGUCCCAGUAUUUCGUCUCCACUGAAUUGCGUCUUUACCGUGGGAACAUUCGAUGUGGUUUUAUCUUUUCCCGACUUAGUAGAUUUACGGAAAUCAACAGUCAAAUCACUA
Messenger RNA from Pseudo-nitzschia multistriata, 2267 nucleotides. Lineage: Eukaryota; Bacillariophyta; Bacillariophyceae; Bacillariales; Bacillariaceae. The record is from the annotation of a GenBank genome assembly.